UAAAGUCAAAUCAGUGCGUGCAAUGUUGUAAGUGAGUUCAUUGCCUAUAAUAGUCACAUUAUGAGGGGCUCCAGGGGUCAGACCGUCAUUUGCAAUGUACUGGAUUAUCCUGCACCAACAUUGCUUCAACACUGGUGCCCCAGAGAUGGCUUUACCUACAAUCCCAUCCAGGUGGAGUAGCCGGAAUCGAGUGUUGGAACAGCAAAUUGUUCGUCAGCGGGAUCAGGAGGAGCGCCUUCGCAUGCAGUGGGAACUGCACCAUCAGUACUUCAAAAAACAUGAUGUCCGGAGCAGCAAACAGGCGCAGUGGAGUUCAAGACAAUCUUAUCAGCAAAGUAUGGCAGCAUACCACCGAAAUCAACAGCAGCAGGAAAAGGUAUGUAAUCUGGAGCAAAGACGGAAAAAGCUGCAGUGCUUACUGCAAGAGGAACAAGAUCUCCUUGAAGCAGAGCUCCGUGAACUAAAGGUAGAUACAGGUCCUCUCAUCCAGGAUGCAAAGGAGAAGACUGAGGAACUGAAAUCUGCCCGUGAGGAGCGCAGGAGAAAGGUCGCCGAACAGCUGUUGUAUGAACACUGGAAGAAGAACAAUAAAGAACUGUGUCAAAUCCAGUCAGAUUUGCACAAGAUGCACGUGACAGACAGCUGGUCUUCACAAGUCACAGAAAAACGGCAGAAAGAAGAGGCAGAGAUGGAGGAGAAGAAAAGAUUAGAGAAUGAAUAUGAAGUUGCAAGGAAACAGGCCAUGGAACGAAUAAAGCAGGAAGAGGAGCGGAGAAGACAGGAAGACGUGAAGCAGGCAGAAAUUCUGCGACAGCAAAUGGAGGAACUGCGUUUACGGGAGGUUGAGGCCAAGAAUCUCAAGGCAGAACAGGAGAAAUUGUUGAAACAGCGAUGGGAGCUGGAGGAGCUGGAAGAGGAAAGGAAACAGUUGGAGUUGCGAAGAAAGAAAUCUGAGCUGGGCCGGAUACUGAAUCGUCAGUACAAGACGCAGAUGAGAAGACGUGCGCAGCAGAUUCAGGAAGAGCUGGAGAUGGAUCGUCAAUUUCUUGCAUCCCUGAUUGAAAAAGAAGAGGCAGACCAACACCUACAGUCAGCAAGGCGUGAACAGGCCAGGGCAGAUGCAACAUGGAUGAAGAAAGUAAUUGAGGAGCAGCUGCAGUUGGAGAGAGAGCGUGAGGCCGAACUGGACAGUAUAUUCAGGGAGGAGGCCCAACGUAUGUGGCAGAAACAAGAAGAAGAGUGGGAGAGAGAGAGACAAGCAAGAAUACGCUUAAUGCAGGAGGUACUUGUAGGCCGACAGCGGCAAAUCCUGGAUAGGAUUGAGAUGAACCGGCGCGCUCAAGAGGAAUCUGUUCAGCGUCGCGAGGAGCUGAUCCGGGAGCUAGAGGAAGUGAAAGAAACAGCAAAGCGAGAGAAGGAGGAAGAGGAGGAGGUGAAAACUGCUCGCAAGCAAGAGCUGACAGCGCAGGUUGCAGAACGGAGGAGACAGGAGUUGGAAGAGUUGCAACACCAACAGGAGGUGGAAAAUGAGGAAAGGCUUGCACAGAGAGAACAGGAAGAGAUGCUUCAACAUGAGGCUAAGCUGAUGAGGCAGCGAGGAUAUGAACCUAAGAUGUUCCACCGACCAAGAAUAGCCUGGACAUAGCUCAGAAGCUGAGAAAUAUAAGACUGGCUUGUGAAAUGUGAGUCUUGCCUUGGAAUGGAUUGAGUAUCUGGAUCAAAUCCACAUUACGUGACCUCUCAACAUAGCCAGACAGAGCCAAGUGUUCACUCCCUUUAUGUGAUGGAUGUUAUGGUAGACAAUUUGCACUUAAUUGAAGGAGAAACUCAACUCGGAAAGUUAGGUUGAAGUUCAUGUGAAACAACAGAGCUGUUUAAAUCUCUAAGGAUCUCUGAUUAGUAUACAUUAAAUAUGAAUGGUUCACAGGGCUUAACCACUUGGUUGCCUGGAAGAUUAUUCUUUCUCUAGUGGGUGGUUGGUACACAAAACCCAUGUUAUGCUGUUAUACAUGUUCUGAAGGCUCUACAUAAUCCUCAAUUCCUUCCAUUCAGGCUCUAAGAAAUUCAGAUCCACUAUAUUCCUCCAGCUUUGCAGUAGGUAAAUAAUUUUGCUUCCCACAGUACAAAUUAAAACAGCAUCUACUGAUAGACCAUUUCGAGGAAUUGUAAAUGUUAGUGGCAAAAAUAGUUAAUGGAUUCUCAAUCAGGGAAACCUAUAAGUCCCAGUAUUAACUAACAUUUGAACCAGAGUUUCUAUGAAGUAAAAGAAGGGGAAGCCUAAAACUGACAGAGUUUGGCCAGGACAUCCAGCAGGGAAAUGUUAAAGCAAGAGGGGAGAAGAACGCAAAAUUCCCUACCUGUGUGGUUUCAAGUGCGCUUCAACCAAGGUUGACCAAGCAGCACAAUUAAGUGUGUGGAACUGUGCAUAACCUGGGCUAUAUCUGUCUUCCUAGCAACAGGAAGUGACGUUCAUGAAAAGUAGGGCAGUGGGGGGGAUGGGAAACUCACACCCUGAGUUCAGGCAUCUUAGAAAACAUUACCAGAUAUUAAAAUGUUCAAUCCAUAACACAUCCUGAUUCUUUUUUUAUAUUACUGCAUUAACACUGUUGGUGUUUGCAAGACCAGCCUAAUAUAAUUAAUUGUUUAUGCUGUAAUGGGCCAUUUAACCUGGGUAUCAAAUGGUCAGACAGCUUUAUGGGUCAGGAAGAUUUCAUUAUGGUGUCUUGCGUUUGAAGGCUUUUAAUUCUUGCUGAAAGUAUGUGUCUGAGCUUUACAUUGGCGGUCUAGAAGUACUGAAGGGCGACAAUGAUCAGUUUCAGCACUCACUUGUUCUCCUGAUGGCCUUCAGAUUCUCACUUUCUUCCUAGAUUAGGAAUCAACAUUGGCAUACAGCAACAUUUUCUUUUUGGGCUGGCAAGUCGAAUUAGCUAUCAGCUAAUGAGGGUUUUACAUUGGUUUGUGUGACCCAGUUCUCCACUCCCUCACCAUAUUUCUAAUCUGGAGGGGAAGGAGGAAAGUAGAGACUGAGGAAGGGAAUUGGAGGCCUGGGGAAGAAGAUGAUCAGACAGUGCAAGAGAUGGAAGAUUGGCAUUGGUGCUGUGGCAUAUGAGUGAAUUGGGAGGCUUGGAAAGCAUACUGGAUGGAAACAGACAUAGGAAAAAAUAUGAUUUAAUAAAAUUCAACAAAAUAUUUUAAAUUGGAGAUUUCAAAACCAAAGUGGUGGGCUUAUUGGUAGAUUCUGAAUAUCAAUACAAAAUACUUUUAAAUUAUUGAUUUAAAAUUCUGGAGGAUGAUUAAAAACAGCUGAUUUCAGAUAACAUGUCUGAGCAUAAGAUUCGUGAUAAUUAUGUUUUUGAUAUGAAUUUUAUAAGUUUUUUUGCUUAGCUCAGGCUGUAAAGUCUUUCAAAAGUAAAUAAGCACUUGUGCACAUUUUGAAUAAACAUGUACGGAACUGACAUCUUUACUGCUGUGGUGUUUGAAUUCUCAAAUUAAAGAGCAUUAAACUGGAAAUGUUUAAUUUUAUUCACCCUGACCAAUGUCUACUUUAGACAUUGAUUGCCACACUGAAACUAACUUAUCCUAAUCUCAAAAUAAAUAUUUUAAAAAAGAUUUCUGAGUUUCAGGAAGCAGCUUCUGGCCACAUCAAAGGCAGAAAUGUUGCAUUAUCAGCCCUUCAUCCCAGCAUGUGCCUGCUUUAUCCUACCACAUUGCAGAAUUAUUUGCCAUCUAAGAUUGGGGAAGUAAAGUGUAUGACUGGAUAAGUCACAAUAGUAGGUUAAUUGCUCACUUCCGACAUUCAAGUAGGCCACAGAGGCCAGGAGAGGAACAAAAUCACAACUGGCAACUUUAGUUUGGAUUUUCAAUUUUAAGGCUGUACAUUUGAACAGCACCAAUUUAGAUUAAAUUUGGCUGCUUUACAAUUAAUAACAGACUGGAUUUUAUUUUGUACGAAUCCUUUCAACAAGGGAGGGUCAUUUAGGUCAUACCAUUGGAAUUAUCUUUGAGCUUUUUCUUGUUUAAGUAUACUUUUUACUGGCAAGAUGCAAUGUUAAAAUAGACUUUAAAUAUUCUUGAUGAGGCAGAGUUUAGGAAUAUGAAUAUAAACUUGGAGAUGAUUAAGUUGAGAGAAAUUAAGCUAACAUCUUUUAUAAAGUAUUGAGCAACUUGGGCUUUGAAGUCUUAGCUCUUUGUAAAUAGCAAUGGAAGUCUUAAGCAUCAUUUCGGUUUGCCACAGAAAUAUUCCCAUUGCUCUGUUAUUCCACCUGGAGUUGAUGGAGCUAAUCUGUGUGAAAUGUAAUUAUUUUAAUACAAACGAAAUAAACUAAAUUAACAAAUCAAGGGACAAAGUAAAAGGCAGCCCCUUAAAGGGAAACCGCAAAAACAAAAGACAAAAUUCAAAGGAAACUUACAAACAUUAAAUCAAAGUGUGAUUAAAGGGGUCGAUAAAGCACCCCAGUCACCACGAUGCCACCUUUGCUUAAUUAGCAGCUGUUCCUGUUCACAGCUGAUUUUUUUUUUUCACAAGAUGUGGGUGUUGCUGGCUAAGCUGGCAUUCAUUACUCAUCUCUAAAAACCCCUGAGAAGGUGCGUAACACUCAGGACUGUUUUGUAACUAUUUAAAUUUCAGACGAUUUAAACCUUUAAAAGCUCAUCUAGUGUAAUCGUUCAACUGAUUCAUUGCCAAUUCACAUGUAUUCUUGAUGGCCCUGAAACCCAGCCAGGGAAGCCAACAAGUGUCUCUUGUUUUCGAAUUGAAUUAUUGAUGUUUGUAAUACAAUGUUUAAGUUUAUUAAAAGACUCCCAGCUUUUUGUUCUAAACCUUUGUACUGAGCCUGUGACAUUUCAUUUUCGAGGCAAUGACCAUGGAAAAAGAAACACAGUUUGGAACUUGAAUGUUUUUAUUUGCAUUUUUAAUCAGUUAUUAUUAUAUAAAUAAAAUCUCUUGUGCGUAAAA
Messenger RNA from Carcharodon carcharias (great white shark), 4954 nucleotides. Its product is annotated as trichoplein, keratin filament binding. Gene Ontology annotation, biological process: apoptotic process. The record is from RefSeq and is a predicted model, not a curated record. Gene Ontology annotation, cellular component: keratin filament. The coding region runs from base 95 to 1645 and encodes 516 amino acids. The transcript is spliced from 13 exons. Lineage: Eukaryota; Metazoa; Chordata; Chondrichthyes; Lamniformes; Lamnidae.